Molecule: messenger RNA, 1626 nt
Organism: Annulohypoxylon truncatum
Lineage: Eukaryota; Fungi; Ascomycota; Sordariomycetes; Xylariales; Hypoxylaceae
Product: putative bicyclomycin resistance protein
Exons: 8
Coding region: 1-1626 (541 amino acids)
Biological process (GO): transmembrane transport
Cellular component (GO): membrane
Molecular function (GO): transmembrane transporter activity
Source: RefSeq, a predicted model, not a curated record
AUGGCUGCCGACAUGGAGAAACUCGACCCGGAGAAGCUUCAAGUUGAAUCUCGACCGGGUACCGGCCCGAGCAGAGAGAGGUCCCGCGAUUCUCCCAGUUUGAGCCAGAUACGCUCUUCGUCCAUUGGGCGCGUACGUUCAAACAAUGGCCACGGAUGCGCCGACUUAGAUGAAGGCGACGAGUCAACUGAUGAUACAGUUACACCUAGUCACCCUCAAGUUGGAAAGGAUCCAUUCGAGGUAGCAUGGGAGAGUGAUACCGAUCCAUUAUGUCCCAAGAGCAUGAGUCUUGCUCGAAAGUGGCUAGUUGUGAUAACUGUUGGCAUGGGUAGUUUAUGUGUGACAUGUACGAGUUCCAUUUACGCGUCAACGUAUACUCAGAUGAAUCCAGAGUUCCAUAUAUCGAGCAUCGUUGGCACCCUCGGCCUAUCGCUUUUUGUGCUUGGCAUUGCUCUUGGCCCACUGCUUAUGAGUCCCCUCAGCGAAUUCGUUGGCCGACGGCCGAUCUAUCUUAUCUCUUGGGCUCUGUUUUUAAUAUGGUUAAUACCAAGUGCCGUCUCUCACAAUGCCGCGACCAUGUUGGUCGCGCGAUUCAUCGAUGGGUUCGGUGGUAGCUCGUUUCUUAGCGUCGCCGGUGGCACUGUCAGCGACGUAUUUAAUCGAGACCAAAUUCAAGCACCAAUGGUUAUAAUAGCGUUGAGCCCCUUUAUCGGCCCCAGCCUAGGUCCUCUCCUUGGUGGAUUCAUCAACUACUACUCAACUUGGAGAUGGACGUACUACGCCAUGAUUAUCUGGGCCGGAGCUGAGUUCGUCAUGAUACUUGUCUUUGCGCCUGAGACAUACCACCCAAUCAAGCUCCGCGAGAAAGCUAGAAAGCUAAGAAAAGAGACCGGAGAUGAACGUUGGAAGGCACCUAUGGAAAAAUCAAACAAAUCUAUUGUGGCGACUAUUGGGAACUCCCUGCUACGUCCCUUUCAAUUACUUAUUUUUGAGCCCAUGUGCCUGCUACUCUGCCUGUUCUCGGCCAUAUUACUUGGUGUUCUCUAUCUAUUCUUUGGUGCAUUCGGUCUAGUCUUCGGCAACACUUACGGCUUCAACCUUUGGCAAUCCGGCCUGAGCUUCCUCGGUAUUUUCGGGGGCAUGAUCAUCUGUUCUGCGAUCGAUCCCAUCUGGCGUCGCAGAUACCUCCAGCUCCUGGAACAAAACAACGGACGCCCUGAGCCCGAGUUCAGGUUGCCAUCCGCAAUAGCUGGUGCAUUCCUUGUUCCCAUUGGUCUAUUCAUCUUUGCGUGGAGUGCCUACCCAUGGGUUCACUGGAUAGUGCCGAUUAUUGGAUCUGGCAUAUUUGGCUGCGGCACGCUCAUGGUUUUCACUGGAAUAUUCACUUUCCUCGUGGAUGCAUACCCGCUCUAUGCUGCUUCAGCCCUCGCUGCCAACAGUUUCGUUAGGUGUACAUUUGCUGCUGCUUUCCCUCUUUUUGGAAUACAAAUGUAUAAUAAGCUUGGUUAUCAAUGGGGAUCCAGUCUGCUCGCCUUUCUUACGGUGGCGAUGAUGCCGUUCCCGUAUCUGUUUUUCCGAUACGGAAAGCAAAUUCGCAAAAACAGUAGAUUUGCUACACAUGUAUAG